AUGACCACGAAGCUCUUCCAGGAAAUCACAACGCCGAAUGGCGUUACAUACACGCAGCCACUUGGGCUUUUUAUCAACAACGAGUGGGUUGCAGCCAAGUCUGGCGAGGAAAUUACUGUUAUCAGUCCCAUCGAUGAAUCUCAGAUCACCAGAGUCCAUGCCGGUGGUGCUAGUGAUAUAGACGUUGCUGUGAAGGCGGCGCGUGCUGCACUCAAGGGACCUUGGGCUGGUGUCUCUGGCACUGAUCGCGGAAAGCUCAUGCUGAGACUUGCCGACUUGGCUGAACAACACACCAAAACGCUUGCAUCCAUUGACACAUGGAAUAACGGUAUCCAAAAAGGCUCAUAUCUCAACCGCUUAGAAUCAUAA
Colletotrichum chrysophilum is the source of this 369-nucleotide messenger RNA. RefSeq lists its product as uncharacterized. The coding region runs from base 1 to 369 and encodes 122 amino acids. The record is from RefSeq and is a predicted model, not a curated record. The transcript has 2 exons. Gene Ontology annotation, molecular function: aldehyde dehydrogenase (NAD+) activity. NCBI's taxonomy places the organism in Eukaryota, Fungi, Ascomycota, Sordariomycetes, Glomerellales, Glomerellaceae.